AUGCGUCGCGGGCACUGGCAGUGUGGAAAUGCCACUGCUGGCUCGCGAGAUAAAGCGCAUUAUUCGCACUUCUGUGGGCACACAGACAGAGCACAUAACACGCGUACUGUGUUGCCUUAUUCUCCUGUCGCAACAAAGGUUCGUUCGCUGGAGCAGCAAAACAAAUUGCUGGAGAUGGAAAUCGAGGCCCUAAAGAAUCGAUACUUGAAGCCCACCGGCCUCCGCCUGCUGUACGAGGAACAACUCCAGGAGCUGAAGAGGCUGGCGGACCACAUGAGAGUACAGCGGGACCUUGCUAUCGCUGCAAAGGAUGCUAUGGCGGGUCAGCUGGAGAUGAUGAAGGUGAAAUACGAGGAGGCCUUGGAGAUGAGGAAGAAAGCCGAGCUUGAUAUUGAAGCCUUCCGUCCGGAUGUGGACGCCGCCACCGCCGCGCGCAUUGCUUUGGAGAAGCAGCUAGAAAACCUAGAGGCGGAACUAGAAUUCCUUCGAAGAGUACACAAAGAGGAAAUCGAAGAGCUUAUGAAACAGAUAUAUGCGGCCCACGCCUCAGCAGCAGACGCCUACAGCCUCCCAGACCUCUCGAGCGCCAUCAAGCAGAUCCAACACCAGUAUGACGACAUCGCCGCGAAGAAUUUACAGGAAAUGGACUCUUGGUACAAAACCAAAUUUAAUGAUCUCAACAACAAAACGUCAAAACAUGUGGACAAGAUGCGAAGCGUGCGAGAGGAAAUUGUAACUGCGAAGAAGGACAUUCAAAGUAAGGAGCGUGAUCUGGACUCUUUGAAAACCAAAAAUGAGGCUUUGGAAGCGCAGAUCCGUGAGACUCAAGAAAAGUACAGAAAAGAACUGGAGGAACUCCAGGCAAGAAUUGAAGCCUUGCAGCUUGAGCUGAAGUCCUCCAAACAAAGGACGGCACUGCUCCUGCGUGAAUACCAAGAUCUGCUCAAUGUGAAGAUGGCCCUGGAGAUUGAAAUUACCACAUACAGGAAGCUCAUUGAGGGUGAAGACUCUCGUAUUGCUUCUGUGAUGCAGAGCAUGCAGACCAUGUCCUUCACGAGUGGCAGCAUGAGUGUUCACAGUGCUGGAGCCGCAGGUGUUGCAGGAGUUGCUGAUAGAGUGGCCGGAGGUCCUGGUGUUGGUCCAGCCACAGGUCUUGGAGGAGAUCUAGACAGUGGGCUUGCCAGAGGUCUUGGAGGAGGGAUCGGCAGUGGUCCUUCCAAAGGUCUUGGGGGUGGUAAUGGUGGAGGCAUUGGAGGAGGUCUUGUUAAUGGCAUCACCGGUGGAGUUGGCAGCCCAGGCGCCACUGUAGACUACACUCAAGAGCAGGCUGUGGAGAUGACGGAGAGGAAGACUGUGCUUAUCAGAACCGUUAAAACUGAGGACGACACACUGGAGAGCAACACACAGGAGAAAUCGUAUUCCAUCUCUGGAGCUGCUGAUGAAGAAGAGUAGUGCUGUUUUCUGCUCACCAAUCAUGCCUUCAGAUGUGCGUGCCUUA
Molecule: messenger RNA, 1498 nt
Organism: Sinocyclocheilus anshuiensis
Lineage: Eukaryota; Metazoa; Chordata; Actinopteri; Cypriniformes; Cyprinidae
Product: desmin-like
Exons: 9
Coding region: 1-1452 (483 amino acids)
Biological process (GO): intermediate filament organization
Cellular component (GO): intermediate filament; cytoplasm
Molecular function (GO): structural constituent of cytoskeleton
Source: RefSeq, a predicted model, not a curated record